AUGGCUCGUCCGGACGCACAGGAGCAGCGGAGCUCAAGACGGGCUGUGUGUCUGCGCGCGCCGAGCCCGAGCAGACGCCGCCGCCUCCCAGCCGGGUUGCAGUUUUACGGGGGUUUUGUUUUCUUCUCUGCUCCUGCAGAGCUGAUCGGGAUUUCACCGAAAGGUGCUGGGGAGAGGGUGACCGGGGGACUUCAGGCUGUGCCUGGGUCCUUUACCGCGGCGCUGGAGCUGGCGGCGGCCCCUGCGGGAUGCGCCCUGAGCUUUCGCCCGCGCGGAGAGCCGGCGCCGAGGCGGGUGCGGGAACCGUACUGCCAAUGGUGGCCAGGGCUCUUGGCCCGGUCGCCGCCCAGCCCCCACCGCGGGCUCCGGGCGGGGAGAGGCGCGGGCGGCGCAGCCCUGAGACGUGGCGGGAUCGCGGUGGGGCCGGCCGGGAACUGCUGGCGGGAGGCGGGAGAAGCGCGGGAGCGCCUGCCUCUCAGGGGCCGUCCGGAUCCAGUUGGCGUCUGGACCCUCCGCACCGUUUCUCUUUCCAGAGCUGUUGGUUAUGUACAGAACGCCCGGCUGAGCCUCCCCGGGCGCCGCCUCCGAUCCCGGGAGCUCUCCGGUCGCAUUGGGAACGGCCAAGCGGCGCGGCGCUGGGCGGGGUCUCCGGGCGCAGCGCGGAGGGGAAGGGGUGUCGGGCCGACAUCGGCGGCGGAAGAAGGACGGAGACCGCCAGAGUCACUUAGCUCUUCCCGUCAGCAUGGUUCAGUGCCUCCCGACACCAUGGCCCUGGCUGAGGUAGUAGUUUGUGCUGUUGGUCGGGUUGUGAUAUUGCCCGCUGUGGAGAUAACUGCGCAAGCUACUGCCUUGCUAGUGCUGGUGAUGCUCAGCGCCGCGGAGGACAAUGGCUGGGAAUCCCCUUUGUUUUCCGGGGCGCGGGGGCGCGGGGACAGCCCGCGGAGCCCCGGCGCCCGGUCUCGACGAAAACCGUUACUUGUACAUUUUCCUGGAAGGAGAGAAGGAAUUGCGGGGAGGAGAGUGGGCGGUGAUGUUUUUAAAGCUUGGGAAAGAACUAAGCCAUUGGAUUUGCUUUUUACUCUCAAAGGAAAAGUGAAAUUGCGUAAGAUAUUUACGCACAUAACUUUUCCACGUUUAAGUCAUUUUGAGGUUUCUUUCAGUAAUAAGGUAAAAAAUUUCAUUUGCACCUGGUUUACUUCAUUCGAAAGCUGGAAUGAGCUGUCCUGCAGAACUGGCGUGGGGGAGCAGAAUAGUAGACCCAUUAAUUGGAAAGUUUAUGCCUUCUUAGUAUUUUAG
Trichechus manatus latirostris (Florida manatee) is the source of this 1296-nucleotide messenger RNA. RefSeq lists its product as uncharacterized. The coding region runs from base 1 to 1296 and encodes 431 amino acids. NCBI's taxonomy places the organism in Eukaryota, Metazoa, Chordata, Mammalia, Sirenia, Trichechidae. The record is from RefSeq and is a predicted model, not a curated record. The transcript has 2 exons.